Messenger RNA from Solanum stenotomum, 907 nucleotides. RefSeq names its product tropinone reductase homolog At5g06060-like. The record is from RefSeq and is a predicted model, not a curated record. Bases 99 to 896 code for a protein of 265 amino acids. The transcript has 5 exons. Gene Ontology annotation, molecular function: oxidoreductase activity. NCBI's taxonomy places the organism in Eukaryota, Viridiplantae, Streptophyta, Magnoliopsida, Solanales, Solanaceae.
UACUAUUUAUAGGCUGCUUAUAGGUACCUUAUAUUUUGUUGUAUCGUUGCAAUAAAUUUCUUGAAUAAUCAACUAGCUAGACAGAAGAAACACACAAUAUGGCAAAGGUUGGAGGAUCUAGAUGGUCACUUAAUGGUUUGGUGGCUCUUGUAACUGGAGGCACUUAUGGAAUUGGGCAUGCAAUUGUGGAGGAGCUUUGUGAACUUGGUGCAAAAGUGUACACAUGUUCAAGGAAUGAAUCAGUCCUCAAUGAAUGUUUGAAUAAGUGGACUGACAAAGGCCUUCAAGUAAAAGGUUGUGUAUGUGAUGUAUCAUCUAAAGAGCAAAGAGUACAACUCAUGGAAAAGGUUUCCUUGGAAUUUGAUGGAAAACUCAACAUUCUUAUAAACAAUGUUGGAACAAACAUUUGGAAGCCUACUACUGAAUAUACUAGUGAAGAUUAUGCACAUAUGAUGGCUACAAAUUUAGAAUCUUCAUUCCAUUUGUGUCAACUUGCUCAUCCUCUUCUUAAAUCAUCUGGAUCUGGGUCUAUUGUUUUCUUGUCUUCUGUUGCUGGUCUUGUCCAUCUAUCUGGUACUUCUAUUUAUGGAGCAACAAAAGGGGCAAUGAAUCAACUUACACGAAAUUUCGCUUGUGAGUGGGCAAAAGAUGGAAUUCGUGUUAAUGGGGUUGCACCAUGGUACAUUAACACCCCCCUCGUCGAACAUGUGCUGGGGGAUAAAGAAUUUAUGGAAGGGGUAGUAUCGAGAACUCCUCUUAAGCGUCCUGGAGAAGUUGAAGAAGUUUCAUCAAUGGUAGCUUAUCUUUGUCUUCCUGCUGCUUCUUAUGUUACUGGCCAAGUUAUUGCAGUUGAUGGAGGAUUCACUGUCUAUGGCUUCCAACAGCCUGGCUAUUAAUUAUUAAUAGU